Molecule: messenger RNA, 564 nt
Organism: Fimicolochytrium jonesii
Lineage: Eukaryota; Fungi; Chytridiomycota; Chytridiomycetes; Spizellomycetales; Powellomycetaceae
Exons: 2
Coding region: 1-564 (187 amino acids)
Molecular function (GO): protein binding
Source: RefSeq, a predicted model, not a curated record
AUGCCGGCUGGCCAGGAAAAGGUUGGAGGCAUACCCAAAGGAUGGCCAACCACCGUGGAAUACCUUCGCCAGAAUCGCUGGGCGAGAGGUGUACCGGCCAGCGUCAAAGCCCAUUACCUGCCCUCAGGUUGGCCCUUACAGAAGGCAGCUAAUCCCUUCGAUCCGGUGACCCCGGCCCGGUUCAUAAUGAGUGCGUCUCACCCAGCGCACGGGCAAAACGGACUGUUUGCGUCCGCAAAGCUGGAACCACGCCAACAUGUGUGUGAUUAUAUAGGGGAGCUGCACGCAGCCGACACCGCUUCGACCACGAGUGACUAUAUCCUUUCCUUUGACCGGUACACAGGCCUUAGUGUCGAUGCGGAGAAGGCAGGUGGAGUAGGACGGUUCAUAAACGAUUUCCGAGGAGUGGCGACCAGGCCGAACGUGGAAUUCGAGACUUAUCGGGAUGCCAAAACGGGCGAAGUGAGGAUGGGAGUAUGGGUGCUGGGAAAAUCCAUCAAAAAGGGUGAAGAACUCUGCAUCUCGUACGGAAAGGGAUGGUGGCUGGACCGAGGUCUCAUUUGA